CUCCGCAGCACCCAACCCUUCCACCCAGCGCCGGGACAACAAGCAUGACCACCACCGCCGGCGCCCAUGCUUUCGUCCCCGAGGCCUACCUCGAAGGCCUCGCGCUGGAAACCUUCCUCCUGGAAACCCUCCUGAAGCGCCACCGGUGCAGCCACGGCCGGACCCUCUACUUCCGCCGCAUGGAGAUGGUCCUGAAGAAGCUCCUGCUCCCGGCCGGUCCCUCGGGGAAGCGCCCGCUGCUGGUGGUGGACGCCGUCCGAAGGCUGCAGGCCCUGCACGCGGAGGCGGACCGGUGCUUCCGGGAGCAGACCUUGGCCGCCGCGAGCCGGAAGCGGAAGGGGCGCCAUUCCAAGGCGGACGAGCGCUGGGACCAAGGGUCCCUGCUCGCGGAGAAAAGAAGGGCCGCACAAGGGGCGCUCUCGGAGCUGGUCAGGGUCUGGACGGGGACCCUCCCCGAGGUCCUCUCCCGGAUCAAGCACGCUUCGGGGGCCCUCUUCAAGGAGGCGAGCCGGGGGUUCUUUCUGCCCUUUGUGACGGUGGCCCUGGCCGCCCUCGCCCGGAUACGGGCCUUUUGCGCGGAGAUCGGGGCCCGGGGCCUGGCCAGGCUGCAGGAGCUCGACCCGGCACCAAUAUCGACACCGACACCGAAUCCGAAAUCGAGCGCGGCCCCGAACGUCCCAAUUGCCGCGUACAGGCGCUGCAUGGACCUCUUUGUCGAGCCCGGGGGCGGCGACCGCGAGCGACAACGGAGGGCGAUGCUGCGAAGCGCGGGCGGUGACCCGGGAGGCCGGGCCGCCUUUGCGUCUUCCGACACGGUCGCCACCCUGAAGAGCCUGGGCCUCUCGCCACCGGGGUCUGCCGCAGCAUCGGCCCGGAAAACGGCUAGCGAAGGGGACGGCGGAAAGGCCGCUUUGUCCGGCAAGGCCGGUGGCGGGGGACACGGAGAAGAGGGCGCCGAGACCCCGUGGAAGCCGUCGCCGCUGGCGGAAGACAAGGACGACGGCGAGCACGAGCACGACGACGACGACUACCACACCCUCGCGGCGGCACCGGCGCUCGCGGACGACUCCACGGGGGACGGAUCGGUCGGCGGCGGCGGGGACGACCACCCCUCGGAGCGUCCGGGAACCGGGCGGAACAGGAGCGCGGGCGCCGGCACCCACCCGGACGACGCGCUGGACCGCAACCUGUCGCUCGUCGACCGGUUUCGAACCAAGAAGAAGGGCGGGCCAGUUGGCGAUCGGGGUGCUUCCGCCUCCGCAGAACAGCCGAGCCCGAAGAAGCGGGCCGCGGACCGCCCGGGCGGGGAAAGCAGGGGCAAGAAGAAACGAACCUCCAAGCAGCCGUCGAAGAAACGAAAGAAAAAGAAGGAAAAGGGCGGCGAUUUCUUUGACGACAUUUUUGGUUGAUCGAUUCGUUCGUUCGUUCGUUUCGAUUGUUCGUUUCGACUGCCGAUUGACGAUUCCCAAUCGAAUCGAAUCGAAUCGAAUCGAAUCGAAUCGAACCGAACCGAACCGGUACGCCGCCGACGUGGACUCCCCGGGGAUCCGUUUUGCACCGAUGGGCACCGCCCGGCAAGCCAUUCAAGGCGGGAAAGCAAACAUU
Messenger RNA from Pseudo-nitzschia multistriata, 1605 nucleotides. The record is from the annotation of a GenBank genome assembly. NCBI's taxonomy places the organism in Eukaryota, Bacillariophyta, Bacillariophyceae, Bacillariales, Bacillariaceae.